UCCGAGGUGGAUCAGUCAUCGCGACAAGCGUUGUGGAAUAGACGUGCGGUGUUAUCAAACAUUACUUUCCUUGUGUGUACAGCAAAAAAUUGAAUGUUAUCAAUGAAAAUGUGAAUGGUUACCAGUAGUUAGGCGAUAUCUAUGCCACGAUAUUCAACUGGAUACUAAUUUGUUAUAUAAAAGGGGAAAAUGGAGUGAAUCAUGACGGUGCUUCUUUACGACUACUGCGAGCUGGAAGAGCGGGCGGCCAGGCAUCUCAGAACCUGGAAAACAUGGCACAUAAUACUUUACGUCCUGGCUGCCAUAUUUGGAGCAACCAACUACAUACUCCUGCAUAAGACCAUGGAACUAGUGAAUGGCCACUGCGUAUUGUACCCGAGGAAGCUAGAAUUUCACGUCGUACCCCGGUCAAACUACACGGAUGAAGUGGAAACCAAUGUCAACUACACAAUGGUUGAUGAGGUGCAAAACGGUUUAGAAGAGGAUGUUACCUCAACCGAUGGAAAGUCGAUGGAGAAAAGUGUAACAAAAAGAGAAAUUCCUGAUAACGAAACAAUGGAUAGUUUGGAAACAACAAUGGAUGCCAUGAACGUGACUGUCGUAACCGGGAAUGUAACUCACCAGCUGGUGCUGGAUCUGACCCGGUCUCUGUUCGCGUUCGACAGCGACUGCCAGUUUGCGGAGUACAUGCCGGUCAUGUCCACCAUCUGCGCUCUGGUCUGGGUCACGCUCUUCACCAUGUGUCCUGGCGGCGGCCACGCUAGAUCUGGGCUACAGCAGCCGUGGCGCAUCCUGACGCCGGCGCUGCUGUUCGCGCUGGUGAUGGUGGGCCUCACGGGCCACAGCUUCGCGCGUACCAACGGCGGCCUACACGCCUUCUGCGGAGCGUUCGCCAACCUCACCAACUCCACUACUUGCUCAUCAGUGGACCCAUUUCUGAAGCUGAGCUGGUCGACCUCGUGGGGCUUCGGCGGGCGCGCGGCGGCGACGCGGGCAGCGAGCGCGGGCGCAUGGGCCGCUUGGGCGUGCGCAGCGGCGCUGAUGCUAGCGCGCUGUCUGGCCGCGCCGGACUUCGUCGUGCGCCGCACUGGGGCGUACCUGAAGGAUCCUCAAGGAAAAUUAACACCUCACCUGAAGAAAGGUCGCCGCUCCCGACAGUCCCAACGUAGUGCGCCCAGCUCGCCCGGUGUACGUGACAACGUCUCCGUAUACUCCGAGCCAACAGCCACCACCGAACUGGCCACCGCCUCCGUUGGGCCGGGCCAGGACUCCGCCCCAACCUCGCUCAUGGUCACCCCGGUCAGGAAAGGCCGAGCCCAUGACAACCACGACUUAAUCGAAAUGACCUACGCACCUCAAGAGCGACGCGAAAUACUUCAAUAGCUUUUGGACUGUGCAAUAAUUAUUCUUGCAGAGCAUUUACUGUACCAAAAAUCUAGCAAACAUGUCAUAUGUAUCAAUAGUAAAUCACGUUAAUCGUGAAAGAAGAUGAAAGGAGCUAUAAUUACAUUUUUAACGCUGGGUACGUAAAAUAAGACAUAAAAUUGAGAAUUCGUCGGUUCUCUAGCUCAGAUUUCAGUGUGUUAAUGCAAAUGCUCAAUAUGUUUA
Molecule: messenger RNA, 1608 nt
Organism: Ostrinia furnacalis (Asian corn borer)
Lineage: Eukaryota; Metazoa; Arthropoda; Insecta; Lepidoptera; Crambidae
Exons: 7
Coding region: 202-1383 (393 amino acids)
Source: RefSeq, a predicted model, not a curated record